Messenger RNA from Paramecium pentaurelia, 2475 nucleotides. Lineage: Eukaryota; Ciliophora; Oligohymenophorea; Peniculida; Parameciidae. The record is from the annotation of a GenBank genome assembly.
AUGAAUAAACCUAAAUUCUUACUCUAAUUUGCUUGGAAAGAAGCAAGAUAAUAAGAGGAUAAACUUUUAGAAGUGGAAGCUAUGAAUAGUGUUGAAUAAGAGAUACAACUUCUUGAGAAUAAUGAGUAAAUUCAAAUAAAUAAAUAGUGUAUGGAAAUCGAAACCACUCAAGAUUAUUUAGAAAGUUGUCAUUUUCAUAACAAAAAUGAAACACUUCUCAACACAAUACAGGUUUAAAAUUUUAAAUAAGGAUAUUUUCAAUUUGAUACAUGAUCUUAGUAGCUCAUUUUAAUACUAUUUGUAUAAUGAUCUUUUGGAUACAAAACCUACAAAAGUAUGAUAUAUUUUAAAUUCAUUUUUUAGUAUGGAGAAGUAAAAUAUGAGGGGAAAUAGAAAAAUGCAUUUUGGUGGAGAAUAUGGACUUUUCUUAAGAGUAAUUAAACAGUUCUCUUGCCAGCAGAUAAAUUUCUAUUUGUUUGGGAUGUAAUCUUAAUGCUUGUAACAAUUGUGAAUAUUUUAUAUGUUCCACUUCAACUAUCUUUUGAUUUGAACAAAGAAUAAAUAGGAAAUGCUUAUUUAUUAUUUAGCACUUUACCAAGUUGUGUAUUUCUGAUGGAAUUAAUUUUAAAUUUCUUUAAAGGUUAUUAUGCAAGAGGAAUCUUACAUACUUCAAAGAAGGAUAUAUUUUGGCAUUAUAUAAAAGGAGAAUUCUUCCUUGAUUUGACAGUUGUGUUACCAUUCAUACUUUCUUGGUUUGGAUAUUAAUUUGCAAACUAUUUAAUGUUAAUAAGAAUGACUAAAGUAAGAAGGACAAUGGUAGUAAUAGAAGAAAUAUCAAAUUUCAAAGAAAAAACAGCAGUUAUUUAUUCUCUAUUUUGUUUAAUAUACUCUUUAUUAUUGAUAUCUCAUUUUUGUGCUUGUUUAUUUCAUUACUUUGCCAUUUUGGAAGUAGAUCUGGGCUACUAACAUACAUGGUUACAUUAAUAGGAUAUUUAUGAAGCUAAUGCAUAUGUGAAAUAUUUUACAUCCCUUUAUUGGGUAACUAUAACUUCAAUGACAGUUGGAUAUGGAGACAUAAUACCAGUUACUACUCCAGAGAAAAUAUUAGUAACUUUUUUUACAUUUUUGGUUGUUGGGACGUUUGGUUAUGCUUUGGGAAUGAUUUAAAGCAUAUUUUAUAAAUUGGCUGAAUAAUAGAAUAUUAAUAAUUCUAAACUUAGACUUGUGAGUAAUCAUAUAAAAUAAAGAGGAUUGAAUACUUAAUUGUAAUUUCGAGUAAGGAAAUAUAUAGAAUAUUAUUUAUAAUUUAAGUAGGAAGAAGAAUUAGAUUUGGAUGAAUUAAUGGGAUAAUUAAAUCCAAAAUUAAAAUAAGAAGUUUAAAUUGCAAUGUAUUAUAGUUAUUUUAAAUAAUCAAAAUUAUUUGGAUUGAAUUUAUCAGAGGAUACUUUGAUGAAAUUAUGUUUUUGUAUACAUGAAAAGACUUAUGCACCAGAAGAAUUUAUUAUUAAGAAAGAUGAUCAUUCGGAUAAAGUGUAUAUAUUAUUAGCUGGAAAAGUGAAAUCAGUAUUAUUAGAUAGAACAAUAAAAACAUAUACAAGUGGUAAGUUAUUUUGUGAAAGAGAAUUCUUUUUUUAAGAUUGUAUGUAAUUUGAUAUUGUAGCUUAAACUUUUGUAUAGGUUGCUUAUAUCACUUAGAAUGAAUUCUUAUCAAUUUUAUAGAAAGAUAGAAGGUAAUAUGAGAAAUAUAGACUGAUUCUUGAUAAAACUUAAUUUGGAGAUAAUUCUACUUAAAUAAAAUGUGAAGCUUGUUCUAGUCAUCAUUAAUUCAAACAUUGUCCAUUAGUAAUCUUUAGAAAAAAUAGAAAUAAAAUUAUAACUGCAUACAAUAGUAAUAUUGAUCAUUAAAGAUAAUCAUUUAUUCGAUAAAGAAAAAGAAAGAGAUUUAAUUUACUUAAUAUUAGAGAAAAAGCUUUAGAAAAUAUGUUGGAACAUCAAAUAUCAAUACCUUAGGUUGACACAAAAUAAUUAAUAAGAUUUGGAUUCCCAAAAUAAGAAGAAGAGGAUUUCGAUUUUCCUGAUUAAACACUUGGAUUACAUUCUCAAUAAUAAUCUCUUAAUUAAUAAGAUAUCAAAAAUUUGUUUAAGAAUAAAUUAUUUCAAUAAGUGAGCAAUAGAAGUCUCUUAACACCAAAUAAUAAUCUAAAUACUGCAUAUACUCCUAAUAAUAAUUAAGGUAAUAACCAAAAUAAUAAUUAUGAAACCUAAGAAGAUCAUCAUACAUUAAUAUUAAAUAAUGAUUUAAAUAUCGAUAAGGUAUAAAUAUUUGAAAAAUACUAUCCUCAUUUCAAUAUAACCAAAGUAGCUAAGUUAAUAAAUAACUCAUAUAUUUAUACUAAAGUUUUAUAGAAGAUUAGAGGUCAUAAAAGCAAAUUUGCUAAUUACAUAGCCCGUCAAAUAAUGUAUAAAAUAAUAUGA